AUGGUUCCAAGUGAAAUUAAUGAAUCAAUUUUUAAUCAUAUUGAAAUGACAUUUUCAAAAACAACCUUUGAAUUUAGACGUGAUGGUUUAGAGAAAGCUCUAACAAAAGUACUAUCAGAAAAAGAAAUGAUUCAUAUUAAUGAACUUUUAAAUCGAAUAUAUUAUGAAUUAUUACAUUCUGAAUUAUCAGAUGUUAUAUAUCCUACUUUGCCAAAUUUAAAUGAAUUUCAAAAUGGGUAUAUUGCUCAAAAUGGUCCGAUAUUACUUGAAAUUGUUGAAUGUAUUGAAGUUGGAAUACCUACUUAUAAAUUAUUACAAGUUCUGAAUGAAUUUGAAUCAACUCAAGCAAAUCUUACAGAGGAUAAGAGAGAAUCAGAAGCAAAAUUAGAAUUUCCGAGAAAAAUGUUAUAUUUACUUUUGUCUGAUGGACAGCAGAAAAUUAAAGGAAUGGAAUAUAAACGAAUACCUGAACUUAGUCUAAACACUCCCAUUGGUAAAAAGGUUUUAAUAAAUAAUGUGAAAUAUGCAGAGAAUGUGUUGUUUCUUACACCCGAAAAUACAUUCAUUUGUGACGGAUUUGAAUGGACAUCUCGUAGACCUGGAGAUUUAAAACUAACUUUUAUGGAAAUAUUAGGAAUGACUAUAGACGAGAGCGUAGAAGAUGAAUCACAAAUUUCAUUUAAUACUUUGUAUCCGUAUGCUGCUCCAGCUUUUCUAUCUAGUGAUACGGGUAAUAGAGUGGCUAGAGUUGUAUUUGAAGUUGUUCCAAAUAUGGAAGAACUUACAAUGUUGAAUAGAUUUUUGCUUAAAGCUGAAACGUCAAAUCAACCUCCAAGAAGAGAACCUCUAUAUAACAAGAAACGCGCUUGGCUUUAUGAGGAAAUAGAUUACGAUAUCGAUACGAACCUUGAACUUCCACCUUUAAAAAAGGUUCAUACAGACGAUUAUCAUAGAAAGAAAUUAGAUGGUGGAAGCUUAACAAAUCCUAUCCUUUUGGAUUAUGAUGAUAACGAUUAUGAAAGGGAUUUAGGUUGA
Molecule: messenger RNA, 1035 nt
Organism: Funneliformis geosporum
Lineage: Eukaryota; Fungi; Glomeromycota; Glomeromycetes; Glomerales; Glomeraceae
Source: the annotation of a GenBank genome assembly